UGUUCGAGCGGCGGCACGUGUUUUUGUUGAGCGUUGGAUUUUGUUCGUCGUUGUUACAGAUGGGCAAGCUUGGUAGCAAUCCAUUGGCUGGGCUCGCGGCUCUUGGCCUCGGAGGCCUUGCCACACCUGCCAACACCGGUGGGUUAAAUCCAGCAGCGUUGGCGGCACUCGCUGGUAGCCAGCUACGCACCAGCAAUACAAACAGGCAACAACCAGCGGCGAACAAUCAGACGCACGAGAUGACCGUGCCGAACGAGCUGAUCGGGUGCAUCAUCGGCAAGGGUGGCACCAAGAUCGCCGAGAUCCGUCAGAUCUCCGGCGCCAUGAUCAGAAUCAGCAACUGCGAGGAGAGGGAGGGUGGUGCCACAGAUCGUACGAUCACCAUCACCGGCAAUCCGGACGCUGUGGCAUUGGCACAGUAUCUCAUCAGCAUGAGGUGAGUACACGGUGGCAGAGGAGCAUAGAUAUCACUCCAGUUUGUCCGACAUCUUGAAUAGAAAACGAAAGAAGAAGAAGAUGAAGAUGAAGAAGAAAAAAAAAAAAAAGAAAGAAAGUGGAGAACGUUGAACGUUUUGUUGGCAAUGCAGAUUUUAUUGAAAGAGAGGAAAUUUUAGGAAAUAUACACAGUUCACUCAUUCACUGGUUAAUCUAUUAAGGGACAUUUGAUUAAUUCCUUUUUUAAUU
Molecule: messenger RNA, 684 nt
Organism: Frieseomelitta varia
Lineage: Eukaryota; Metazoa; Arthropoda; Insecta; Hymenoptera; Apidae
Product: poly(rC)-binding protein 3-like
Exons: 2
Coding region: 60-440 (126 amino acids)
Biological process (GO): regulation of gene expression; regulation of RNA metabolic process
Cellular component (GO): nucleus; cytoplasm
Molecular function (GO): mRNA binding
Source: RefSeq, a predicted model, not a curated record